Petromyzon marinus (sea lamprey) is the source of this 2287-nucleotide messenger RNA. RefSeq names its product spermatogenesis associated 7 (gene SPATA7). Lineage: Eukaryota; Metazoa; Chordata; Hyperoartia; Petromyzontiformes; Petromyzontidae. The record is from RefSeq and is a predicted model, not a curated record. Gene Ontology annotation, biological process: microtubule cytoskeleton organization. Gene Ontology annotation, cellular component: axoneme; ciliary basal body.
GUCGGCAUGUGAGCGGGAAUGGAACCCGGGCUGCCGAGUUGGUAGCGCGGCGCGCUGACGGCGACACCGCCGCUCGCAGCAGCGAACGCGGCGACCGGGAGGACACUGGCAGCAGCCAACGCACACGUGCGAGAGAGAACCUCCCCGAAGGCUGCUGACGCUCCUGGCUGUGCCCCCUCCACCGCCGCCCCCGUAAACGUCAGGCGCCGCCUCGGCCCCCGAGCGGCCGCACCGCGACGCUCGCGGCCGCGCGCUUGCGGGCGGCGACGUCCUGGAGAAGCACGCCGAGUCGUUCACGACGGCCGAGCGACCGUUCACACCGCGCGUGCUCAGGUCGGACGCGAGCGCCGCGCUGCUGGCCCGCACGCGUCACUACGCGCCGCCCCGACGCCGGGCUCGCCAGCCGCCUGCCGGGAAGACGUUCGUGGAGAGGGACGCGCAGACGGACCCCGACAGCGAGGAUAUGUACCAGACGGACGCCAAUCAUGCACGCUGGGUGCUGGAACAGGCAAGGUACACCGAGGGGCUAGAAGCCCCCGUGCGGGCACGGGACUGGUUCCAAGCCACAAGUCUUGCGCCGGGGUCCAAGCCAUCCGCAGCGGAGAGGGCACGUUUACAAGAAGAAGAGCUGAAAUACUUGCAGUUUAUUGGACAGGUCACCGAUGACAUCUUGGCAAUGGGAUUGUUCUCAAAUUCGGUCCUCGUGAGAGUGUUUGAGAGACACGUGGAGAAAAACAGACACCGUCUUGAAGAAACCAAGAUGCGCCACAUGCUGGAGGUGCUGAAGAGCGAUCUGGGGAUGGAGAAGUCUCGGGAGUGGGGCCACUCGCCGCCGCGGGACUGGAGGCCCGACGGAUCGGACGGUCCGCUCGCCCGCUCUCGCGAUUCGCUCCGCCGCGACGGCGGAGAUUUCGAUGACGGCGGCGAUUCACCUCCGCGCCCUCCGCAAGAGCGCCGCGCGAGAGACGGACAUGGCCAGCACGGCCAGCACGGCCAGCACGGCCAGCACGGCCGCUCGCGCCGACCCGUCGACUGCUGGAACGGCGCGGGCGCCGAGGCCUCGCCGGGCCACGCGCCCGGGAGCUCCGGCGACGGGAGAGGGGGGCGGCGCCGGCCUUCGCCGGCCGAUGUCCUGCACGGCCACGGGGACGCGUUGCUGGAAUUGUCUGGGAGGCACGGUGACCCGGACACGCGUGAACGGGAACUAGGAGAUUGCAAUAUUGAUGCUGCCCUGGAUGAUUCAUCGCCGCUUCUCCCAGACGAUGGACUGGAUGACCUCCUGGCAAAGUAUCGACAUCGGCGCGACUUGAAGUACGACCGUUUCGGCGGCUUCCAACGCGAGGACGAGCAAGCGAGCCCCCAGCGCACCGGCGCCUCCAGCCCAGCCGAAGACGCGGGGAAGUUUCCGGCAACGGGCGAGUCGAACCGCGAGCGAGGUGAUGGUGGCGUUCCAGAACCCGUGGGUGCCACGGAGAACAAAAUCGAGGAGCGAGGCUCUGGUUUAAGCCACCGGAGCCGCCAGCACACUGGCGCCUCCAGCCCGGCUGAAGACACGGCGACGCUUCCGGUGACGAACGAACGGGAGGAUGGUAACGAUCCAGAACCGGUCACCGGCACGGAGAACAAAGUAGAGGGGAGAGACGGCGCCGGCGAGAUUUGUCCCGAUGCUGCCGUUGAUGACGACGACGACUUCUUUGGCGGGGCGCAGACCGUCCACGCCGGCUCUAGGCUCAAGCUCGGCAGGACCAUGGUGACCCAGGACAUUGAGAAGUUGCAGAAGGUCAUAACGAGCGUGCUCCAUAUCGGCGAUGAGAAGACUAAUGGUCAGUGUUCUGCCGACGAAGAAGCGGGGUUGGGCGACGAGGAGGAGGGUGAUCCAGAGCGGGGAAGUAGCGACAAAGAAGAGGGAAUGUCUCCCGCGGGAAGCGAGAAGGACGAUGCAGAUGCACGAGAUGAAGGCGAGGGCAGUGACGAUUUUUGACGAGUAGAGAUCAACCCUACAACAAUAGCCCCUUGCAAUGAUGUUUCGUUUCUUCCAAAGGUUUAAACCUUAUGUCGCCGUUUUAUCGUUCACGAAAAAAAAAGUUAAAACUGAGGUUCACACUGCGUGCAGUUCCGUUGUGUUUUUCGCUAAUUCACAGAAUAAUUUUAAAGCUAAAAGAUUGUAUCCACUAUAUCCACGAAUAUACUGUUAACUUGACUGAUAUAUUGUGUGAUGCUUUACGAAUUGUAUAUUUUUAGAUGAACAGUAUUCAUGGAAUAAAAUUAAAACCUCUCGUGAAAGACA